Molecule: messenger RNA, 582 nt
Organism: Cryptococcus wingfieldii CBS 7118
Lineage: Eukaryota; Fungi; Basidiomycota; Tremellomycetes; Tremellales; Cryptococcaceae
Product: cell division control protein 42
Exons: 4
Coding region: 1-582 (193 amino acids)
Biological process (GO): small GTPase-mediated signal transduction
Molecular function (GO): GTP binding; GTPase activity
Source: RefSeq, a predicted model, not a curated record
AUGCAGACCAUCAAGUGUGUCGUCGUCGGCGACGGUGCUGUCGGAAAAACCUGCCUGCUCAUUUCAUACACUACCAACAAAUUCCCCUCCGAGUACGUGCCCACCGUGUUCGACAACUACGCCGUGAGCGUAACCAUCGGGGACGACCCCUACACCCUCGGCCUCUUCGACACCGCCGGCCAAGAAGACUACGACCGCCUCCGCCCCCUCUCCUACCCCCAAACCGACGUCUUCCUCGUCUGCUUCUCCGUCACCUCCCCCGCCUCCUUUGAAAACGUCCGCGAAAAGUGGUUCCCCGAGAUCCAACACCACUGCCCCGGCGUGCCCUGCCUCAUCGUCGGCACCCAAGUCGACUUGAGGGACGACCCGGUGAAUAUCGAGAAAUUGCAGAGGCAGAGGAUGAAGCCGAUCAGUGUGGAUAUGGGGGAGAGGUUGGCGAGAGAGCUGGGGGCUGUCAAGUAUGUCGAGUGUUCGGCUCUGACGCAAAAGGGGUUGAAGAAUGUCUUUGAUGAGGCCAUCGUGGCAGCUUUAGAACCUCCCAUGGCGACAAAGAAGAAGAGCAAAAAGUGUCUCAUCCUCUAA